AGCGAUACAUGUGACUCAGGGCCAGCUGGUCGGCCGCUGACUAUCACCUUCCCUUGUUCUAUUAUCUCUCCCGAGUUAAAGAUCGGCUCAGAGUCGGAACUAAGAUCGUCACCGGUCCGGUCCCUGGAUGCUCUAACCGCGAAAGAUCUAUGUCAGCCGAGGAGCAGCCGCCCGACCCGGCCGGGGCCGGCGACGGCGGAAGGAGGGUCUCCACCUCUUCAGAUGUUUCAGAGCCGGAAGAGACUUCCAGCCUCGUCCACCCUGGGCAGGGACUACCUUCGAUCGCAUUCGCGCCGAGCACCAGCAACGGCGGCCCAGCUCUAGAAUCCAGGAACAGCAACGACGAGCGAGAGCCGCUUCUACCCAGGAUGGACAACAACCAGACCCUUAACACCAACCAAUUCCCAGAUGAUCCGUUUUUUUCUGAUUUGAUGAUCCAAGCCCACACAGCGAUCGAGAACAAAGUUUAUCCUGAGAGAAUUUAUCAAGGAUCAUCGGGAAGUUAUUUCGUAAAAAAUCCUAGUGGAAAAAUAAUUGGCGUAUUCAAGCCAAAAGAUGAAGAGCCAUAUGGCAGACUGAAUCCCAAAUGGACCAAAUGGAUGCACAGGCUAUGCUGCCCGUGUUGCUUUGGAAGAAGCUGCUUAAUACCAAACCAAGGCUACCUUUCUGAAGCAGGGGCUAGCCUUGUUGAUCAAAAACUCAAUCUUGGUAUCGUCCCAAAAACUAAAGUUGUUUAUUUAACCAGUGAGACAUUUAAUUAUGAUUCUAUAGCUAGAGGAACAUCGCAUUUUAAACAUUUUAUGUUCGAUUCGUGUCCAAUCGUAGGAAAGAGAUUUAACAGAUUGGGUCUUAAACCUAAGGUCGGCUCAUUUCAAGUAUUUGUCGACGGUUAUAAAGACGCUGAUUAUUGGCUGAGGAGGUUCGAAGUAGAUGGGAUGCCACCCGCAACGCAAAGGGAGUUCAGAUUUCAAUUCGAACGACUUGUCGUUCUAGAUUACAUAAUAAGAAACACAGACAGAGGUAACGACAAUUGGCUGAUUAAAUACGACCCACCUGUUGUGAAAAAUCAACCAAGGCUAGGAGGAGGCGAUGAAGAAAUGAAAGAUCCCACUGAUUGGGAUACCGCAAAGCCAAAUAUUUCAGUAGCCGCUAUCGACAACGGUCUUGCAUUUCCUUUUAAGCAUCCAGAUUCUUGGAGGGCUUAUCCAUAUCACUGGGCUUGGAUUCCACAGGCAAAAGUCCCUUUUAGCCAGGAGACGAAAGACCUCAUUCUACCUCGCAUUCGAGAUAUUAAUUUUGUCGAAGAGCUUAUUGAUGAUUUACGUAAUCUAUUCAAGCAAGAUAAAGGGUUUGAUGGUAAGGCAUUUGAUCAACAAAUGAGUGUAAUGCAUGGUCAAAUUCUCAAUCUUAAGCAGGCGCUAAUUGACAAUAGCAGCCCAUUGCAGCUUGUUCAAAAACCAGCGAUUGUCCUCAGAAGGACGUCUGGUUUGGUCGGGACUACAUCCACUUUUAAAUCCUUCUCCGAUGCCUUCACAGAAGAUGUUCAAAGGAAAAGCCCAUUUUUUUCCUGGUGUUGAUUUUAGACUCGGUAGAAAAGUCUCUUUUUUUUAUAUUUUUCAUUUUCUACUCGUCACCCCCUCUUUUUACAGAUGCUCCUCCCUCUCUUUAUUUUGCGGUCUUAAGACAUGAUAUGGUUGUGCUUUAUAUUUUAGAAUGGUAAGAUAAUCGAUUAGAAGUUUUAGAAAGCUGGGAUGUAUAUAUUAAAACUAAACAAAAAAACAUGUUAACAAUGAAAUGACAAUGAGACAGGCCAUUGU
Cimex lectularius (bed bug) is the source of this 1817-nucleotide messenger RNA. It is a transcript of the gene Pi4KIIalpha, whose product is annotated as phosphatidylinositol 4-kinase type 2-alpha. Lineage: Eukaryota; Metazoa; Arthropoda; Insecta; Hemiptera; Cimicidae. The record is from RefSeq and is a predicted model, not a curated record. Gene Ontology annotation, biological process: phosphatidylinositol phosphate biosynthetic process; endosome organization; Golgi organization. The transcript is spliced from 8 exons. Gene Ontology annotation, molecular function: 1-phosphatidylinositol 4-kinase activity. Gene Ontology annotation, cellular component: trans-Golgi network; plasma membrane; lysosomal membrane. The coding region runs from base 150 to 1577 and encodes 475 amino acids.